Molecule: messenger RNA, 474 nt
Organism: Phytophthora infestans T30-4
Lineage: Eukaryota; Oomycota; Peronosporomycetes; Peronosporales; Peronosporaceae
Exons: 3
Coding region: 1-474 (157 amino acids)
Source: RefSeq, a predicted model, not a curated record
AUGGGUGUCAUUGUGGGUGCCGAUGUCACAGUUUUGGAUGGGCGAGCAAAAUGGAUGCCAAUGUGGCGAAGUGGUACAUGCAACCAUUUGUGUCUGGCAGCUCUUGUAGAACUCGUAUCGUCAUCGCUAGCGUCGCUGCGGCGAUUACAGUCACCGCAGAUCCGAGCACUCACAAAUAAGCAGGAAAACGAGUCGACGUUCUCUACGGAGACGUUAGAGAGGGCGUUCAAGGCUCCACACACGAGCGCAAGGGGGACAAUCGAGACGGCUGACCAAGUACUGGGCAUCUCGUAUACUCGUGCUGUAAGCUACAUCACCUCAAGGUUGAUCAUCAGUCUCGCGAAAACAGUCAUCUGCAUGCCUGAAUCGAGUAAAGAGUCUACCGUAGAGGACGGGUUCUUCGCCCUCGCAGAUUUUCCUGGUGUUAUUGGUGCUGUCGAUGGCACACUAGUGCGGAUUGCCCGACCAGCAUAA